This is a messenger RNA of Cladocopium goreaui, 1830 nucleotides long. NCBI's taxonomy places the organism in Eukaryota, Dinophyceae, Suessiales, Symbiodiniaceae. The record is from the annotation of a GenBank genome assembly.
AUGGAGAAGGAGUGGAACUCUUUCAAGAAGUUUAGCGCUGUGGAGAUCCUCUCAGAAAGCCAGAUCGCAGCUCUUCCUCAAGACGCUGAGAUUGUGAACACGCGAUGGGUUCACACUGACAAGAACCAGAAGCCGCGCUUGAUGGCUGGUGCAAUGCGGCGACGCACUGGGAAGUCUGAAGCUCAGAUCAAGAAGGAGUACCCCUUCGAAGCCAAAUCCAGAAUGGUUGUCAUUGGCUGCCAGGAGAAGGACACUGGCAUCAGAUCUGACUCUCCCACUGCAUCACUCCUGGCCUUCAAUUUUGUGACUUGUUUGUCAGUUAUUUUUCAGUGGAUUUUGGAAGCGUAUGAUGCGAGCACAGCAUAUCUCCAAUCUCAAGGAAUAGCACGUCUCCUGCUUCUCCGUCCUCCUCGACCACCACCUCCUGGAGUUUCCCCACAUGACUUGCUGCGUGCGAAAGGCAGCAUUUACGGCACGCGAGAUGCUGGCCGUAGCUGGUGGAAGAAACUUUUCAAAGCUCUCCAGCGACUUGGCUGGGUGAUGUCAAAAUUGGAAGCUGCACUGUUUUACCUUUUUGACUCUGAAGUUUUGGUUGGUGCGCUCGUAGCCCAUGUGGAUGACCUUUAUUCCACUGGCACCGGAAAGAAGUAUGAGGAGUCCUUGAAAGUUUUGGAGAAAGAGAUUUAUUUGAAGAGGAAAGUUGGUGAUUUUCGUUUUUGUGGAAAGAAUGUGAAACAAAACCAAGAUGGAUCUGUUUCUUUGGACCAGAUCGACGCAAUUGAGAGUUUGGAAUAUAUGGUUUUGCAGAAGAACAGGCGCGUCAUGCCGAAUGCGCCGUUGAAUGAGGAUGAGAAGUCAGCCUUCAGAGGGCUGAUUGGUUCACUUGGAUGGAUUGCCCGUCAGACCAGACCUGACGUGCUUGUGAACGUUUCCCUGGCAUCCCAAACAAUGGGAAAUCCGACGAUCAAGGAUGUCGUGGAGCUUAACAAGGUUGUCAAGGUUCUAAAGGAGAGCUAUGACUUCAAGUGGAACUUUGUCCCAAGCUCCAACCUCACUCUGGAGAAUGCCGUGGUGUUUUGCAUGGCUGACAGCAGUUUCGCAAACACGACCAAGCUGCGAAGCCAAUGUGGCUAUGUGGUUGGUCUGACCACUGCUGACUUCACCUCCGGCUAUGACACGCCGGUGAUGAUACUGGAGGCUUACAGCGGAAGCAUCAAGCGUGUUUGUCGCAGCACUUUGGCUGCAGAAACAAACGGGUUCCUCACCGCGACCGAGGCCGCCGACUAUGUGAGGAUGCUCUUGCUGGAAGUGAAGCAUCCAGGCGUUUCCAUGGUUGACUUGGAUAGGUUUUACCUGAAGGGCCUGCUCAUCGCGUUGACUGACGCGAAGUCCUUGGAAGCCACUCUGAACAAGGAUGCUGGCCAGCCUGCUGAUAAGCGAGUGAAAAUACUUGUCAGCCAAGUGAAAGAGUUUCUUGGCGGCGACAGCUAUGAAGAUGAUGGUUCAGUACGCUGCCAUUGGUGUGACACAUCGCAGAUGCUAGCCGACGUUUUGACGAAAGCUGGAUGUGAAAGAGAACCUCUUUUGGAUGCGAUGACCACUGGAAAAUGGCGCCUGAAACCAAGCGCCGAAGCCGAAGAAACCAAACAGAAGAUCCGAGAUGGAAGGAGACGCAGAAAAGCUGAGAAGCAAUACUCUGUGGCCGAAAACCUGGAUGGCUCCUUGCGAGAAGUGGAUGUAGCCUCCCAGGAGUCUAGCCAUGCCAAGACCAGCUUCAAUGAGGAAAUCGGGGGCCGAAGUGGCCCGAAGGUAGAGGAGGACUUCCCUUGA